This is a messenger RNA of Phycomyces blakesleeanus NRRL 1555(-), 1125 nucleotides long. RefSeq lists its product as hypothetical. The transcript is spliced from 6 exons. Gene Ontology annotation, molecular function: oxysterol binding. The coding region runs from base 1 to 1125 and encodes 374 amino acids. Gene Ontology annotation, cellular component: membrane; cytosol; intracellular membrane-bounded organelle. The record is from RefSeq and is a predicted model, not a curated record. Gene Ontology annotation, biological process: endocytosis; piecemeal microautophagy of the nucleus; maintenance of cell polarity. NCBI's taxonomy places the organism in Eukaryota, Fungi, Mucoromycota, Mucoromycetes, Mucorales, Phycomycetaceae.
AUGCACCAUGUUGAACCCAGCACCAAGGGUCAAUUUAAGGAUUUCCUUAAAACAGUCAUCAGCUUCACGGGUGAUCUUUCUUCGCUGACCUGUCCCGCAUUUUUCUUAAAUGGAUUGUCUCUCUUGGAAUAUGGUACUUAUUGGGGAGACCACCCAACUUGUUUCACCGCUAUUAGCCAGUCUUCGGAUCCAAAGGAACGCAUGCUGGCAGUAACACGCUGGUUUAUGUCAACCUUGUGGGGAAGUUAUGCAUCGCGCUGUACAAACGGGUUGAAUGAGAAGAAGCCUUACAACCCUAUCUUGGGUGAGCAGUUCAGAUGUAAUCUUGGCGAUGUUUCCUGUAUCUUGCGUCACCAUCCUCCCAUCUCAGCCUUUUACUUGGAAGAUGAAAAGGCUGGUGUUUCUCUCAAUGGCCAUUGUGGUCAAAAGUCCAAGUUCAAGGGUACUUCUAUCAAGAUCGAACAAGUUGGACGUGCGGUUUUGUAUGUGAAGCCAUGGAAUGAGCAGUACUUGAUUGAUUUCCCGGACCUAAUGAUCCGCGGUGUGUUCACUGGUGCUGCCUUUAUUGAGUUGAGCGGCGCAUGCACCAUCAUGUGUACCAAUGGAGCCAAGUCUGUUAUUGAGUUUGUUCCCAAACCAUGGUUUGGCGGUGAGUACAACCACAUCAAGGGAGGGAUCAGCUAUGAAGGCAAAGAGUGCUACACCCUCUCCGGUAGAUGGAGCCACCAGUCGUUCUACAGCAAUGCAGGCAGCUCUCAAAAGGAACUCUUGUUUGAUGCCGAGGCUGAGCCCAUGGCAGACCGCCGCACACCACCUUAUGAUGAGCAAAAGGAGAUCGAGUCUCAUCGUCUGUGGGGCAAAGUAACUGAGGCAUUAAAGGUCAAGAACUUCCAGGUUGCCAAUGCCGAGAAAUCCAAGAUCGAAGAAUGGCAGCGCAAGGUCCGUAAGGAAAGAGAGGAAAAGCAUGAGACAUGGGAGCCAAGUCUCUUCAAGUUUGUCAAGGAUGAAUCUGCUCGGGAUUCGUACACAACUCACACUGCUGCGUUGAAACAAUCAAUGGUUGGCAAGCCUUACCUAGACGAAGGUGCCUGGGUGUAUGAACAAUCACUUCACCUGCGUAACUAG